CGGAGCCUAAGUGUAAACAUAACAUUUUCAAGUGGGAACGCGUAAAAAAAUUGGCGGCUUUGUAUUAAAAGAAUUAGGGUCUUAAAUAUAAUAUCAUCUAAUUUGAAGGUCUAAAUAUGCCGGAAGAAACUGAGCAAAAUUGUGAAAGUUUAAAACGUCGCAAUUUACCUUGGAUAGAGAAAUACCGGCCAAUGACAUUCGAAGAGAUUGUGGGAAAUGAAGACACAAUUGCACGUCUUUCUGUGUUUGCUACUCAAGGAAACGCUCCAAAUAUAAUUAUAGCGGGUCCACCUGGUGUAGGAAAAACGACCACCAUUCAAUGUCUAGCUCGUAUAUUGCUAGGCGACAGUUACAAAGAAGCUGUCCUUGAAUUAAAUGCGUCAAACGAACGUGGAAUAGAUGUAGUCCGUAACAAAAUAAAAAUGUUCGCACAAAAAAAAGUUACUUUGCCAAAGGGCAGGCAUAAAAUAGUUAUAUUGGACGAAGCGGACAGUAUGACUGAAGGAGCCCAGCAAGCCCUCCGCCGAACCAUGGAGAUUUAUAGUAAUACAACAAGAUUUGCGCUAGCAUGUAACACAAGUGAGAAAAUAAUUGAACCAAUUCAAUCCCGUUGUGCGAUGCUUCGUUUCACUAAGCUUUCAGAUGGUCAAGUACUUGCCAAGUUAAUUGAAUUGUGCCAACGUGAACAGUUGUCAUAUGAGGAAGACGGACUAGAAGCAAUCGUUUUUACUGCCCAAGGAGAUAUGAGGCAAGCGUUAAAUAAUUUGCAAUCCACUGCUCAAGGAUUCGGUACGAUUACUGGUGCUAAUGUAUUUAAGGUUUGUGACGAACCUCACCCUAUGCUUAUACAAGAUAUGCUGCAGCAUUGUACCCAAAAUGAUAUACACAAAGCCUAUAAAAUUCUAACCAAGUUGUGGCGGCUUGGCUAUGCCUCAGAAGAUAUAAUAGGAAAUAUAUUUAGGGUAUGCAAGCGUCUUAACGUGGAUGAAAAUAUAAAGCUUAAUUUUAUCAAAGAAAUUGGCGUCACUCAUAUGAAAGUUGUUGACGGUUUAAACUCUUUCCUCCAGCUCACGAGCCUUUUGGCUAAAUUGUGUGACAUUGCUGAAAAGUAAUAAACUGGCAUAAACAAAAUAUAAACUGGUUGUAAUUACAUUAAUAUAAUGUUACGUGUUAAAAUAUAACUUUUGAGUCGUUUAGAUAUUCAAGCACAAACAUAUUCAUAAGCUUCCAUAUUUCAAUAAUGGGAAAAGAAUGGAAAGGUACAAAAUUGAUUAUUUUAAUAUAGGGCGUUCUUCGAAAAAAUAAACUUGACAUCUUUGGCAAAAAUUGCAACUUCGAAAAAGCAUCACUGUCGUAGCUGAUACGCAAAAAUGCGCGAAGCUUGCAUCAUUUGAAAAUUAGUUGCACAAAAAUGUACACCAAAACCAACUGUGUUAGCUAAAAUGUCAUUGUAAGUUAUUUAUGUUAAAUAUAAUUGUAUAGCGUUA
Bactrocera neohumeralis is the source of this 1487-nucleotide messenger RNA. It is a transcript of the gene RfC4, whose product is annotated as replication factor C subunit 2. The transcript has 2 exons. The record is from RefSeq and is a predicted model, not a curated record. Gene Ontology annotation, molecular function: ATP binding; ATP hydrolysis activity; DNA clamp loader activity. Lineage: Eukaryota; Metazoa; Arthropoda; Insecta; Diptera; Tephritidae. Gene Ontology annotation, cellular component: nucleus; DNA replication factor C complex. Gene Ontology annotation, biological process: DNA repair; DNA-templated DNA replication. The coding region runs from base 117 to 1112 and encodes 331 amino acids.